This is a messenger RNA of Odocoileus virginianus texanus, 1676 nucleotides long. It is a transcript of the gene CCDC12, whose product is annotated as coiled-coil domain containing 12. The record is from RefSeq and is a predicted model, not a curated record. Lineage: Eukaryota; Metazoa; Chordata; Mammalia; Artiodactyla; Cervidae. Gene Ontology annotation, cellular component: post-mRNA release spliceosomal complex; U2-type spliceosomal complex.
AAUUAACUUGGGAAAGGAUACCGUGGCAGCUCCAGCUGCGGAGCGUGCACCUAUUGGCCAAAGCCACACCAACUGUCAGCUUAGUUCUCAGGAACUAAACUCAGGAUGGUCUCUUGGGAGCCCCUGGGCCCAAGUUGGGGUUUGCUCCUCUUUAGGUUAGGUAGUCUGGCUCUGGGUACUCUGCCACCCCAUGAGGGAGUUCGAGGUGGGAGGGGAGCAUCCUUGAACCCAGAAGAAAAUGGUCAUUCAGCCAAGCCCUGCUCUGCUCAGGUUCUGUCUGAGCUGAGAGCGGCCAGAGAUGGGCCCACUGGCCCAUGAACAAGUGCAUCAAGGAAGCCACUGGUAUCUUAAGAGGAAAGGAAAGGCAGUUAAUCUGCGGUCGGAAUAGAGAGAGUCAGGGAAAGCUUCCUGAAGGCAUUCGAGCCUUGAAGAAUCAGAAGUGGACAAAGAUGGGUCAGUUCAGUCGCUCAGUCGUGUCCGACUCUUUGCGACCCCAUGGACUGCAGCACGCCUCCCUGUCCAUCACCAACUCCCGGAGUUUACUCAGAAAAAAAGGAUGGGUCAGCGAAUUGCAAAGCGGCGCCUAGGUAAAAACCAGAGAUCGAUGCGCUCUAUCCUCCUUCACUCAGGUCUGGCUGCUCUUGCCGCUUUUUUCCUAGUUGGCAUUGGACGAAUCGAGCCUUGGAGCCUUCUUUACCGACCCCGAAGAGUUCGGAGAGGCGCGAGGGAGGAAGAAGGCGGGUUCAUUGGUUGGCUUUCAGGUCUUCCUGCUUUCCCAUUCACGACCUUGGAUUGGCCGUGAGAGGCUCAUCUACACCUUGGGCCUGCGCGCUGAGGCGCGAGAGAAGGUUGGGGGGGGGGGUUGUCUGUGGGCAAGAUGGCGGCGACUGCGGCCGGUGUGGGCCGAUUAGAGGAAGAGGCGUUGCGGCGAAAGGAACGGCUGAAGGCCCUACGGGAGAAAACCGGACGCAAGGACAAGGAAGAUGGGGAGCCAAGCACCAAGCAGCUCAGAGAAGGGGAGGAGGAAGGCGAGAAGCACAGGGAACUCAGGCUGCGGAACUACGUCCCAGAGGAUGAGGACCUGAAGAAGAGGAGGGUGCCCCAGGCCAAGCCAGUUGCGGUGGAAGAGAAGGUGAAGGAGCAGCUGGAGGCCGCCAAACCAGAGCCGGUCAUCGAGGAAGUGGACCUGGCCAACCUCGCUCCCCGGAAGCCGGAUUGGGACCUCAAGAGAGAUGUGGCCAAGAAACUGGAGAAGCUGGAGAAGCGGACCCAGAGGGCCAUCGCUGAGCUGAUCCGUGAGAGGCUGAAGGGCCAGGAGGAGAGCCUGGCCUCUGCAGUGGCCUCCACCGCCGCCUCCGAGCAAGAGGCCUGCGACUCUGACUGAGCCGCCUCCAGGCCUGUCUUACAGGAGGAUGGUCUUGGGCCGGGGUAGGGGCUGGACUUGUCAUCACCUCCAGUUUGCUUUCAGAAGUGACUCCCUGCCUCGCAGUCUGAACCCCACCCGUCCCACCGGGGUGAGGUCAGCUCCUUGUCUCCUGAAGGGCCCCCUGCAUGCUGAGUGGGGGCAGAGGCUACAACAGCCCUGUGGGCAUGCUGUAUCUGUGCUUGUUCUGUGUAUUUUGAACUUCUUUUUCUAUCUGGAAAUAGAAACACGCUGACCCCUGUGUGUGGCAGAA